Messenger RNA from Amblyraja radiata (thorny skate), 1716 nucleotides. RefSeq names its product phosphate cytidylyltransferase 1A, choline a (gene pcyt1aa). The record is from RefSeq and is a predicted model, not a curated record. Gene Ontology annotation, cellular component: endoplasmic reticulum. The coding region runs from base 292 to 1389 and encodes 365 amino acids. Lineage: Eukaryota; Metazoa; Chordata; Chondrichthyes; Rajiformes; Rajidae. Gene Ontology annotation, biological process: CDP-choline pathway. Gene Ontology annotation, molecular function: phosphatidylcholine binding; choline-phosphate cytidylyltransferase activity. The transcript has 11 exons.
GUUCGGCCCCGGAACUAUCGUGCGGCGCCCCGGUGUUCCGCGUUCCCGGGACAAUUCCGGUCCGGUCACCAAUCCCGUCCAGGUCCGUGAGAGGGAGAGAGAGACAGAGACAGAGGAUGGAACCUGCCUAAGUGAGUGCAGCACCAACAACUCUCAAGACUCUCGACACUGUUCAGGCUGAGACUUUGAGCUGUGUGUGUUUCUGCUUUGCUGUGUCUUUAUGCUGAAGAUUUGUUUCCAGUCGGACCUGGGUUGAAGUCAUCCUCGAACGCCACACAGUCGUCUGAUGAGAUGGACAUGCAGGUUGCUGUAAAAUCAAACUCCAGGAAGAGGAGGAAAGAAGACACAGGCUCCAAUGGCACCACAGACGAUGACGCCAUCCCAGUGAAAAUCUUACGACCUGUGAGUAUGACUCUUUCUAUGCCGGCUCCCUUUGCAAAUGAGAAUGGAGUGACGGGUGACAAGCCAUAUGAACGUGUGACAUUUGAAGAGGCGAAGAGCGGGACUCCGUUAGAUCGCCCGGUUCGAGUUUACGCUGACGGUAUCUUCGAUCUCUUUCACUCGGGGCAUGCGCGGGCACUGAUGCAGGCCAAGAGCCUUUUCCCCAACACGUACCUGAUAGUGGGAGUGUGUAAUGAUGACCUGACCCACCAAUUCAAAGGGUUCACUGUGAUGAACGAGGCGGAGAGGUACGACGCGGUCAGGCAUUGCCGCUACGUUGACGAGUUGGUACAAAACGCACCCUGGUCACUGUCGCCCGAGUUCCUAGAAAUGCACAGGAUUGACUUUGUAGCUCACGAUGAUAUCCCCUAUUCCUCUGCAGGGAGCGAUGAUGUUUACAAGCACAUCAAAGAUGCUGGCAUGUUUGCUCCAACACAAAGAACAGAAGGGAUCUCGACGUCGGACAUCAUUACGAGGAUUGUGCGGGAUUAUGACCUGUAUGUGCGGCGGAACCUGCAGCGUGGCUACACCGCCAAAGAACUGAACGUCAGCUUUAUAAACGAAAAAAAGUACAACCUGCAGGAGCGGGUCGACAAGGUCAAACAGAAAGUCAAGGACGUGGAGGAAAAAUCAAAGGAGUUUGUGCAGAAAGUUGAGGAGAAGAGCAUCGACCUGAUUCAGAAAUGGGAGGAGAAGUCGAGGGAAUUCAUCGGCAACUUCUUGGAGAUGUUUGGCCCCGAGGGAGCCUUGAAGCACAUACUGAAAGAGGGGAAAGGCCGCGUGCUGCAGGCCAUUACUCCGAAGCAGAGCCCGAGCAGCAGUCCGACCCGGGAGCGUUCUCCUUCGCCCUCCUUCCGCUGGCCCUUCUCCAAGACCUCCCCGCCCAGCUCGCCCAAACUGGACUUGGACGCGACCGGCUUCGACACCAGCGAUGACGACACCGAGUGAAGGUGCUGCACUCUCUCUCCGUCUCUGUCUCUCCUCCUUCCUCCCCAGAGUCUUGGCGGCCACCUCCACCCUCCCCCGAGCCCCCCCCCCCUGCCCUCGGCUCCGUCUGUCGAUGGCAACAGGUGGGGCAAGCGUUGCCUCACGCCCAGGGCGAAGGGCAGAACAAACGAGGACAAGCUACACUCGGGAAUUAGAACGUUUAAAAAAGAAAAUCAACCAUUUCUCGCAUGGAAACUGCUCCAAAAAACAAACUAUGCAAACUUUUUUUUUUCCAUUUUUGCAUGUCAAACCAUUAAAAAGAAAACUCGAAAUGAUCGCCAGGUAAAA